Molecule: messenger RNA, 474 nt
Organism: Puccinia triticina
Lineage: Eukaryota; Fungi; Basidiomycota; Pucciniomycetes; Pucciniales; Pucciniaceae
Exons: 3
Coding region: 1-474 (157 amino acids)
Source: RefSeq, a predicted model, not a curated record
AUGGAUGUGAGUCUUGAUACCCAUCACUAUGGGAACACCCUCCCCAUGCAUGCUACCGUUGUCUCUGCCCUCUGCAUGCACAUUCAUCCUUCCACUCAUCAACGCCCACAACCACUUGACACCAAGCUCGCCAUGCUCUUGGACAACGGUGUCGGGCCAGAAGCUGAAGAUCACCACCGAGCCAAGUCCGGAAGAGCUCAGCAUUGCGCUCUCUUCAGUCACCCGCCAGCUGAUUUGCACUGCUCCCUUCUGAUACUGUGUCUUGACCACCUCGGCUGCUCCCGGACAAGCACCACCGAGCCAAGUCCGGCAGAGCUCAGCAUUGCGCACAACCCCGACUUGGCAGCCGGCCUACCUAUCCGGCCGUCCUGGCAGCUUGACCAGCUCAGCACAAUCAACUACCCGUCCAUCCUCAAGUCCAGCAACCUCCUCGAAGAAGUCCUUGUCGGAUUGGACCUCGAAGACUCCCCUUAA